Didymella exigua CBS 183.55 is the source of this 2246-nucleotide messenger RNA. RefSeq names its product 3-chlorobenzoate-3,4-dioxygenase reductase subunit. The coding region runs from base 395 to 2077 and encodes 560 amino acids. Gene Ontology annotation, molecular function: oxidoreductase activity; pyridoxal phosphate binding; 2 iron, 2 sulfur cluster binding. Lineage: Eukaryota; Fungi; Ascomycota; Dothideomycetes; Pleosporales; Didymellaceae. The record is from RefSeq and is a predicted model, not a curated record. The transcript has 2 exons.
AGCUUUUUCGCCUGCAAUAUAUAAGAUGCCGAAAUAAAGGUUCAUUCUUGUUGCCUCACCACACUACCAAACAUCCUUUCGGGCGAUCAGCUUCGGUGCAUCCUAUACAAAGACGAACUCAGCCCUUCUCAGCAGAUCUUUCUGGGAUCAAGAGAGGGCUACACCAUUAUAUGUCCUAUAACUCUCUCCCUAUCUUUGGCUUAUUGUUGACCUUGCACUGCCCCCAGCCAGUUGGCAGUAACAAGCGACCCCAUGGCACUCCAACGCAAGCUAUCUCACUUGUGGCGAUCGGGCGGGACCGGUCCUGUUUAAACGUCUGCCUCCCAUUCCCGAAUCCACCCAGCACAUCAACACCGAGAACCACAGGAGCGGACCAACUUCGCAGAAUCUCAACAUGAAUAUCUCCACUUGGAUCCCACCACCACGUCCAGAACCUGAGACAUUGCGCAACCCUCCACCGUUCCAGCCAUUUCCACUCGGUCAGAUACGCAGUGGCAAGAUCAGAAAAUCGCUCGGCAACGGUCGUAUCGAAACUGCAAUCUUCAAGACAAGCAUUCCAGGGCCUGUCACUAUCACCAAGAAUGGUAUUGUUGGCGAUGAGCAUGCCUACGAGCCACACCGCAGUCCAGAUAAGGCACUCCUACAUUAUUGCACUUCACACUACAACAAAUGGUCUAAGGAAAUUCCCAUUUCAGAAGCGCACUUUAAGCCCGGUGCUUUCGGUGAGAAUAUCUUCAACGCUGAAGUGAGCGAACGAAACGUAUGCAUUGGUGACCGCAUCGCCAUCGGCGACGUCAUCGUCGAAGUCGCCGAGCCUCGGUCACCAUGUUACAAGCUAAAUCACCGCUUCGAAGUCAAGGACAUGGCCAAACGCACACAGACCCUCUUUCGAACAGGCUGGCUAUAUCGGGUUGUCAAGCCUGGUACCAUAGCUGCUGGAGAUACUGUUCGGCUUCUUGAGCGACCGCAUCCAGACUGGACGGUUGCGAGAAUCGAGUAUUAUCUGUUCCUCGAAACAGACAAAACGGAUAUGAUGAAGGAGAUCAUCGAAAUUCCACAGCUUGGUUGGGAGAUCAAGGACAAGUUCCGCGCCCGACUGAUGAAAGGCGUUACGGAGAACCAGGAUGGUCGUAUGUAUGGCGGCUCAGACGACGCAAUGGAUGCCUGGUACGAGUGUCGCGUUGUCGAGAAACGCAAGGAGACCAGCAAUGUCACAUCGUUCACCCUCGAGACCAUCGAAGACACACCCAACCCUUCACCAGUCGAACCCGGCAGCCACAUCCGUCUCAAAUUUGGCGGGAAGCUCGUUCGCACAUACUCUGUCACACGCGGCACUACGAAGCGCUUCAGUCUCGGUAUCGCGCUUGAUGAGAAUAGCCGAGGUGGCUCAAGAUAUCUACACGAGAUCGUCCAAGUCGGUUCUGUCGUCACCGCAGGACGCAUAACCGCAUCCUUCCCCCUCGCCUCCGCUACAGACAUGCACAUCAUCAUCGCCGGCGGAAUUGGUAUCACCGCCUUCCUCGUCGCCUUAUCGUAUCUCCAGAAGACCAAGCAGAACUUCCACAUGCACCACGCUGUGUCCGCCGAAGUCCCGUUCAAAGAGCAGAUCACCGCCCUCGGAGCCAACGUGACUGUCUACAACAAGUCAGAAGGCAGACGUAUGGACCUCAAGGCCAUUCUCGGGCAUGCAGACAGCCGCACGCAUAUCUAUACCUGUGGUCCGACCCGGCUGAAGGACGCCGUUCUCGCCACCGCAAAGUCACUCAGCAUCCCCGAUGCGCUCGUGCAUACGGAGCAGUUCACAGUCACUACGUCCGGCAAUCCGUUCUCUGCGGAGUUGAGGCAAAGCAAGAGAGUCGUGGAGGUCAGUGCGACUCAGACGCUGCUCGAUGUGUUGAAAGAGGCGGGGAUGGACGUUGAUAGCUCAUGCGAGGUCGGUAAUUGUGGAACUUGUAAGGUCGAUGUUGUUGAUGGACGGGUCGAGCAUAUGGGGACUGGGUUGCAACAGGAAGAGAAGCGUGGGGCGAUGUUGACUUGUGUGAGCAGGGGUGUUGGGAGGAUUGUGCUGGACCUCUAGGUGUGUUGUCGAGUCACUCAGGGUCUUCGCAACAAGCGCAGCUUCGAGCGUGAUAAAAAAGGUCAUGGGAUCUACCACAAUGGCCACAAAGUCGAUGCGCUAUUAUAAGCAAUCACCUAGUCAUGUGGAAGUCUAGGUCAGUCUGCUGUUAAUGCCAUGCCAUCAUGAA